CCCGCUUGUAUCACCUUUUAUCCACAUAUCGAUAUAUAUCCGUAUAUCGACAUCGAUAAACUGAUAUAUCCGUUUAUCCGUAAAUCAAUAGUGCAUGUGUUUAUUAGAAAAGUGUCAUUUUUAAAAUGUUGAAUUUUUUGAUUAGUGUAUUGUUAGCGUCGUUGAGUGUACAAUAUGCCUCCGCGAUACAAUGCUACGAGUGCAGCAGUGUGAACAACUCCAUGUGUCUGGACCCCACCAUCUACGAUAAGGACACUCUGCAGAAGUUCAUGACGCUCACCGACUGCGGGACCCAUGGGAACCAGGAGUUCUUCUGCAGGAAGAUCAUUCAGACCAUUCUCCGCAAAGGCCACGAGUCGGAGGUGCGCGUGCACCGCGGCUGCGGCUGGGUGCGCUCGCGCAGGGCCUGCUACAAGGCCGACAAUGAUGACCAUCUCGAAACUGUCUGUCAGUGCUUUGAUGAUGGUUGUAAUGGGGGGAAUUCUGUGGUAGUUGCCAAGUGGAUACUGUUGGUUGCCAGUGCGACUGUGGUUUUGAAUAAAUGGCGCUAAAAUGA
This is a messenger RNA of Leguminivora glycinivorella, 556 nucleotides long. RefSeq lists its product as uncharacterized. Lineage: Eukaryota; Metazoa; Arthropoda; Insecta; Lepidoptera; Tortricidae. The record is from RefSeq and is a predicted model, not a curated record. The coding region runs from base 126 to 551 and encodes 141 amino acids. The transcript has 3 exons. Gene Ontology annotation, biological process: regulation of synaptic transmission, cholinergic; sleep; positive regulation of voltage-gated potassium channel activity.